Molecule: messenger RNA, 1570 nt
Organism: Carassius gibelio (silver crucian carp)
Lineage: Eukaryota; Metazoa; Chordata; Actinopteri; Cypriniformes; Cyprinidae
Product: NF-kappa-B inhibitor-interacting Ras-like protein 2
Exons: 4
Coding region: 133-711 (192 amino acids)
Biological process (GO): canonical NF-kappaB signal transduction
Molecular function (GO): GTPase activity; GTP binding
Source: RefSeq, a predicted model, not a curated record
AGAAGAGGGCGCCCUGCAGCUCAACGGAACUGGUGUCAAAUUCCGUCGAAGGCUGAAAUUGACAUAAACAGGAAGAGAGGACGGUGAGUUUUUUUCUAUACUUUACUGAGCACUGGGCGCUUGUAGGUAAUCAUGGGCAAGAGCUGUAAGGUGGUGGUGUGUGGUCAGGGAUCCGUGGGGAAGACUGCUGUCCUGGAGCAGCUGCUGUACGCCAAUCAUGUCGCAGGUUCAGAGACCAUGGAGACACUGGAGGACAUUUACAUCGGCUCUGUGGAAACGGACCGCGGCACCCGAGAGCAGCUGCGCUUUUACGACACGCGCGGUCUGCGCGACGGUCACGAGUUUCCGCGGCACUACUUCACUUUCGCCGACGGCUUCGUGCUCGUCUACAGCAUCGACAGCAAAGAGUCCUUCAAACGCGUUGAGGCCCUGAAGAAAGAGAUCGACCGCUGCCGCGAUAAGAAAGAGGUGACUAUUGUUGUUGUGGGUAAUAAGUUGGACCUGCAGGAUCAGAGGAGGGUGGACAGCGAGGCGGCUCAGCAGUGGGCACGGCAGGAGAAGGUCCGGCUGUGGGAGGUCACUGUGACCGACAGACGGAUGCUCAUCGAGCCCUUUGUCCAUCUGGCCAGCAAAAUGACCCAGCCUCAGAGCAAAUCCACCUUCCCACUCAGCCGCAACAAGAACAAGGGCAGCGGCUCCCAGGACAGCUAGAGAUGGAGAUGAUGAGACAACAAGAGCUGACAGAGUAACAGAAAGAGAAAAUAUGUUAGAUAGGAGAUGGAAGGCAAAUCUCUAAAUAGUGACAUUAACAGACGCUCAAUUUGAGAUCAUUCAAAACAUUUGAACUUGGAGUGACAUUAUAAGUUUAGCACACUAUAUGAAGUUACUGCAUUAAUGAAGUUUUAUAUUAUAAACAUACAGGAUAGAAUCCAUGUGUUGCUGUGAUCUAUUUAUCACAUGCUUAUCUUGAACCAACUGACUGACAAAACAAAAUACUGCUUUUACACUGAAAUAUAUAUAUAUGUAUAUAUACCUCUACAUUGCAAGUUGUUCCAUCUUAUGUGAAAUCAGCUAUAGGAUGAUUCGACGUAUUUAAUGAUGUUUGUGCCAUGAUGACUACUCUUUUCUAUGAGAUGUACUUGACAGAAGAAUGUCUUAAAUGGACUGCAUGAAUGUUUUACUUAUGUUCAGAUGUUCAUAUUUUGCACCAGACACAUUCCUAGAAAUUGACUGAUUUAUUCCAUAAGAACAGCAAAAUAAGUGAAACAUUCCACGUUUGUUUGGUUGUGAGUGAGAGGUCACCCCUGCUCUUUACCCUGAUGACAAUGCAUUUUGUGAUUAGUCAUUCAUAUUGUAUAAUAUUUGCUUUCAGUUGUGAAUGUAUACAAUAUAUUUCUGUUCUUUUUUCAUGGAAAACGUAUGACUUGUGAAGAUUUUACUUAUUUAUAGCUGAGAUUGCUUUAAAAUAUAUUUGGACAUGUUUAAAAGCAUUGCAAAGCAUUUUUGUCUGAAAGCAAAGACUGUAUGAACAGCUUUUUAAAAUCUUAAUAAAGCUGCUUGACUGCUAUGA